GACUCCCUCAGUGGAUUUCGGGUUGUUCCUGAGCGGGAUGGAUGAGGUGCGUCGUCUCUCGGUGUCGUCUCCAGCGUUCCUGACGGCCUCUGAGCUGGUAACCCAAUGGGCCUGGUAUUGGGAACUGGCGGAGGACACGUGGAGGGAGUACCGACCCACGAAAGAGAACCCAAAGAGCACAUCCAUAACGAGUGAGAAACUGGAGCAGAAACUGCAGGAAGGAGUGCAGUCCUUCAACUUCGCCAGCGGGGAGAAUGUCUACACACUCAACUUCAUAGAGUUCAUCCAGACCAAUAUGGCCAGUGGUAUGAUGAGGCUGGUCAGGAGGCGUCCCGUGUUCUUCUCUCAUGCAGACGUGCAAAAAGUCUCUGAGAAAUAUGCCAAAAGGUUGCAGCCUAACUUCCUGAGCUCCAUUCCGGAACACUGGGACCGCUCCUUACUUCCUGGUACAGGGUACGAGAGAGUCCAGUUGCCCGCCACAUCCCCGGAGUACAAGAGAGUACUGCACCGCUUCAACAGCACCAUGGGGGGCAUGGAGAAGAAAGGUGCCGACAAAAUGGCAGGAGGAGUGAGAAGAGUGAAGAGCAUGGAGAGAAUACAGAACCUCAAGCUCUGGCGGUUCUUCAUGCUCCAGAGGAAUCAGAUGAAGAACGAGGCUGGGGGGGAGGUGUGUGUGAAACAGCUGUUCCACGGGGCCAAGGCGGAGUACAUAGACACCAUCUGCCACAUGAACAUCGACUGGCGCGUCAACGGCCUGCAGGACACGCGCUUCGGGACAGGCAGCUACUUUUAUUGUGACGCCUCAUGCGCUCACAAGUACACGGAUCAACAUGAAGUGGUGCGCUUCCUCUUCCUCUGCCAGGUGCUGGUGGGGGAUGCCGCUCUCGGACGGGCCGUCUUCAGCACGCCGCCCUUUAAGGAUGACAGGAAGACGUCCUCCUACGACAGCUGCGUGGACGACGAGGCGCGGCCCAGCCUCUACGUGCUCUUCGAGAGGAACCAGGUCUACCCGGAGUACCUCAUCCAGUACACCAGUACUGAGAACGACAAACAGCAACCAGCCACACCAACAACACCUGUACCAGUAAUACCGGCACCGGCCAUACCGGCAACACCUGCUCCGGCACCAGCUCUGGCACCGGCACCGCCAGCUCCAGCUCCAGUGGCCCAGCCUGUCUAUGAACGGCUCACCAUAAUGCGCCAACCGGGACCGUACAUACCUCCUGCCCCAGCUGUAGAACCCAAGCCCAUAUGUGACUGCGACUGUGACUGGGAUAUCUGUGACUGUGAUGGCUGUGACUGUUGUGACGAUUGUGACUCAUGUGAUUGCUUUGGCUUUUGAUGACACAGUAAAUCUGCACUUCCAACACUGGCUUCAGCUUUGGCACCGGCUGCCCAUCUAUGAAAGACUCACUAUAAACUGCCAACCGGGGCUAUACAUUCCCCUCCCCCUCUUCUCCACAGCAGCACAGAAAAUGUGACUGCGACUGUGGCAUCUGUGAUUGUGAUGGCUGUGAUUGUCACCGUUGUGGCGAGUGUGACUAUUGUGAUUGCUUUGGUGGCACUUUGAUGUUUUGAUGCACUUCCAACACUGGCUUCAGCGCUGAAAAGGUGAUUGAUUGCUUUGAUGACACAGUAAACUAUACACUUCCAACAGUGGCUUCAGCACCAGCAGUUGAUUUUGUGCUGCCAGUCUAUGAAAGUCUCACCAUAAUCUGCCAACUGGCGCCGUUGUACCUCCUCGACCACCACCUCCACCGCAGUAACGCAGAAGAUGUGAUUGCGACUGUGACAUCUGUGAUUGUGAUGGCUGUGAUUGUCACCGUUGUGGCGAGUGUGACUAUUGUGAUUGCUUUGGUGACACUUUGAUGUUUUGAUGAAACUAUGCACUUCCAACACCGGCUUCAGCUUUGGCUCCAGCACCUGCAGCUGAUUUGGUGCUGCCCGCAGGGUUGCCAGAUGAGGCUGAGGAUUUCCAGCCCAAAAAAUGCUCAAAACCCGCCUAGAAGCACAAAAUCCCGCCCAAUUCUAUUGAUUUCCAUGGCAAAAAGUGGGCGGGUUUUUCUGCUAAAUGCCAUUUUUACCCGCACACUGCCAUCCUAAGCAGCCUAAUUGGGCGGGAACCAGCCCAAUCUGGCAACACUGGCUGCCCGUCUAUGAAAGACUCACCAUGAACCGCCAUACCUCCUCCCUCCCCCGUCUCCACCCAAGCGCAGAAAAUGUGACUGUGAUAUCUGUGAUGACUGUGACUCAUGUGAUUUUCUUAGCUUUUGAUGACACAGUGAUACAUUGCUGCCGUGAUUUCUUCCCACUUUUCAACACAGUCACAGAAGUUACAUCAUAAUGCAUAGCAAACGCUUUCACUCAAAGUGACUCAGUUACUUUAGGUAGACAUGCGACAGAGUUGCCACCACCGAUGCCAUUUUAUUAUAAUAGGCCUCAGCUGACACUGAACGUCACACAUGAUAGUGGAUCUGGAACCCACUUGAGAUGCGUUCAUUGACCCGUAAACACGAGGCAGUGUUUAAUAAGGAACGACAUUUUGAUACCACCAGGCCAAACUUCAUUUUCCUUAUAAAAAAGUUUGCACGGUACUCCAGAUUUUGUCUUCUUUAAGUUCUUGUUAUUCAUUCGGUGGCAUGAAGACAUUCCGGCCAGGCCUGGCUUUCCCAAACAGCUGCACUUUUUUUGGUUUUCAUAACAGUGUUAGAUUAUUACACUUGGCACUGGCAGACACUUUCACUCAAAGCGACUCAGUUACUUGAGAGGUACACAUGAGAGACAGAGUUGCUGGCAUUAUCUAUGCCAGGUUUAAUAUGUUAGCGGGCAAUCUCGCUGGUUUGUUAAGUUGCUGCUGGGUCUGAAUCGCCUGUACACAUUCUGCACCUCACAAAUGAGUGGCAGUUCUUGUCCGAGUGUCCGAAUGUGUGAAUGGUAAAUGGCCUGCAUUUAGAUAGCGCCUUUCCACUCCUUCAAGCACUCCAAGCGCUUUACAUUGUAUGCCUCACAUUCACCCACUCCAAGCGCUUUACAUUGUAUGCCUCACAUUCACCCAUUCACACAACAGUGGCAGUGGCUGCCACGUAGGGUACCACCCUGCCACCAGUAGCAACUUGGGGUUAAGUAUCUUGCUCAAGGACACAUCGAUGGGGUCAGGCAGAGCGGGGCUUGAACUUGCAACGUUCUGUCUGCCGAACAGGCUCCUCAACCACCUUUCUACACUGUGUGCAGAAUUAUUAGGCAAACUAUUUUUUUGAUCAUAUCUUGACCAAUAUUUCAAAACAGCCGCAUCCCUCUA
Molecule: messenger RNA, 3298 nt
Organism: Engraulis encrasicolus (European anchovy)
Lineage: Eukaryota; Metazoa; Chordata; Actinopteri; Clupeiformes; Engraulidae
Product: protein mono-ADP-ribosyltransferase PARP12-like
Exons: 8
Coding region: 38-1342 (434 amino acids)
Cellular component (GO): nucleus
Molecular function (GO): NAD+ poly-ADP-ribosyltransferase activity; NAD+-protein mono-ADP-ribosyltransferase activity
Source: RefSeq, a predicted model, not a curated record